AUGGCGCCGGCAGCAACUGUAGAUCAAUCCACUCCGAAUCGCUCAGUGGCUCGAAUCAUCUUCUCAGACAACGGAGCCUCCAGUUACCAUGGUCAGACCAGCGCGUUGUUUGAGGAGAAUGUUUACGAUCGCAAAGGAUCCAAGAGAGAAGUUGUCCCGCCCGAAUGGGUCGAAAAGGGAUUGAUGGCAGAAGCUUCCUUGCAACGCCAAAUGGAAGUGAUCAACUUUAGGGAUAACAAACUCGACUUCGAUGGCGUUGAGCCCGAGUUGGGAAUGCACUUGCUUAGUCUUCAUUGGAAUCGACAGCAUCACUCCUUUUUGAUCACCUACCGACCAGCUUUCAUGAGAGAUAUGGCUUGUAAUGGACCUUACUUCUCCAAAAUAUUACUAAACGCCAUAUUUUAUGGGUCGUCAAAGUUCAGCACUCGUUUGGAGGUGCGCAAAGACCCCAAUGAUGUUAGGACCGCUGGCUGGAAAUUUCGACAAAGAGUCAGGGAGCUUCUCGGCAAUGCCCUAGAUGGAAGCGAGAUCACCACAAUCCAGGCGCUGCUCGUGAUGGCCAAUUCACUAUUCGCCUUGGGUGAUGAAAGAAGUGCUGCAUGGUUGUACUCGGGCUUAGCAUUUAGAAUGAUCAUCGACCUUGGGCUGCAUGCUGAGGCAGCUACGCUAUCAAGUGCUCGUAGUCUGUCCCAUGAAGAUCAAGAGAUUCGACGGCGAGUCUUUUGGGGUGCAUUUGUGGUAGACAAGAUUAUGAGCCUUUAUCAAGGCCGACCUGUCAGUCUUCAGGAGGCCGAUACCAGUGUACCGAUCUCUUUCCUGGAUAAAUUCGAGGAGAACGAGAACUGGGCACCUUUUGCAUAUGGCUCUGACAGCCACACUGAUCACAUAGGAGGGCCAGCGUACAGCGUCUCCACUUUCACAGCACUAUGCGAGUUGUGCAGGAUCAUGAACCAGAUUCUCAACAACAUAUAUGCCGAGCGAAUCUUCGACCGCAGUUCCAGUGAUCUUACACAAAUGCUCGAUGAUCUUCACUCUAAAAUGGAGAAUUGGAACCAAUCACUUGCGCCACAUCUACAAUUCGAUCCCUUAAGGCCUCGUUUGGUGACACCACCGCCACAUGUCUUGUCUCUGGCGGCAAUGUACAAUGUCUUAUUAAUCCUACUCCAUCGGCCAUUCGUAGCGGAUGGCCAUCUCUACAAUACUGCACGAUCAAUAUCUGUCAACUCUCUCCUCACCUGCGCCACUGCUGCCACUCAAAUCGUGCGUUUGCUAAGGGUUUACGAUAAAGCAUACUCAGUAAGACGAGCGCCUUACCUUAUCUCGUACGCUACAUACGUCAGCGCCACUAUUCAUGUUCGGAUUGCCUCGAAAAGAACCUCUUCUUCGGAUGCUCACCGAAGCUUGAGCACCUGUGUUGCAGUUUUGAGCAUCAAUCAAGAAACCAACUGGGCUGCGCGAAGAGCUAAAACCAUUGUUGAGGGCUUGAUGAAAAGGCUUCAGGUUGAGGUUCCUAAUGCUGCAGCCAAUCCGCAGGCGUAUAUCCUCGGAGCAGAGCCAGAAAGCCAGCAGCCUAUAAUACUGGAGCAGUUUGCUUCUGGAGAUAAUUUCGCCGAAGAAACUUUGAGGCCCGAUGGGUUCUCGCCUGGUCUUGACAUUGAUGCAGUCAUUCAGAGCUUCGUUCCUAAUAACGAAAGUAAUUCGAACAUUCCUUUCUCGUCUUAUAUGAACCAGCAGCCUCCCACAGACGAUUCGAGUGGCCAGAGUGCUUUUCCAGACCAGAGUCCAGAGGCUUUCAGGAAUGGUAUGUUUCAAGCAAACCAGCCGCAAGGAAAUAGCGUAUGGUAUGAUCAAUUCGGGGCGCAAACAUUCGCGUUCGAUGAUCUACUGUUCGGCUUCAACGGGUCAAUGCUGGAUGACUUCUCGAUGCCGGCUUAUCCUUCUUAG
This is a messenger RNA of Exophiala bonariae, 1944 nucleotides long. RefSeq lists its product as uncharacterized. The transcript is spliced from 5 exons. Gene Ontology annotation, biological process: DNA-templated transcription. The record is from RefSeq and is a predicted model, not a curated record. Gene Ontology annotation, molecular function: DNA binding; zinc ion binding. Lineage: Eukaryota; Fungi; Ascomycota; Eurotiomycetes; Chaetothyriales; Herpotrichiellaceae. Bases 1 to 1944 code for a protein of 647 amino acids.